AUGGGUGUUCAUGAAUUAUGGGAUAUUGUUGGACCUACAGCUAGGCCUGUGCGUUUGGAAGCUCUUAGAAGUAAAAGAUUGGCCAUUGAUGCGUCCAUUUGGAUUUACCAGUUUUUAAAGGCUGUAAGAGAUAAAAAUGGAAAUACGUUAAAGAAUGCGCAUAUAGUCGGAUUCUUUCGACGAAUAUGCAAACUUCUAUACUUUGGCAUAAGACCUGUCUUUGUUUUUGAUGGUGGUGUCCCUGCACUUAAAAAGCAAACCAUACGAAAGAGGAAAGAGCGACGCCAAGAUCAAAAAGAAAAUGUGGAGAAAACGGCCCAACGUUUACUAGCAAAGCAGUUACAACAUAGAGCGGAGGCCGAGAAUGAAGGUGAUAGAGCGAUAAUAUCUCAUAAGCAAGUUUUUGCUACAAAACGAGAGGUUCCUAUCGAAAAUCUUCAAUUCGAAGAGUACUACGAUGAUAACAACUAUCUAAAAUCAGCACAUAUUUCGCAAUCUGGAGGACAGGAACCGAAGAAGAAGGAAAGGGAAAGUAAAUUUUUUGGAAAACAGGAUGACUAUGACUUGCCAAGGCUAGAGAAGUUCGACAUUGACAAGAAUGAUGAACGUAUGGUUACUGAUUACGAGUAUGAUCGUUUAACACAAAAUAUAAAGGACGGUCUCGGUGAUGUAAACCUAGAUAAUAUAGAUCCGGAGUCUAGUCAAUUUGAUAAGCUACCAUUAUCAACGCAGUAUAUCAUUCUUUCACAUUUAAGGUUACGGUCGAGGUUAAGAAUGGGAUAUACUAAAGACCAGUUGGAGGCUCUUUUCCCUAAUAGCAUGGAGUUCAGUAAAUUUCAAAUUCAAAUGGUGCAAAAGCGUAACUAUUAUACCCAAAGAUUGAUGAACGCUUCUGGAAUGGAUAAAGACAGUUUUGAUGAUAUUUCAAGGAGGGUUGCUGGCGAGAAAAAUAGGGAAUACAAGUUAAAACGAACAGAGGGUGGUUAUGUACUGUCAAUUACAAAGGAGAACGAGGAUGAAGGUAGAACUGUCGAAAAGCCUAUCAAGAUAAGUGAUGAAAAUGAAACAGAAGAUGACAAGGAAAGUUUCCAAUCUGAGGAUGAGUUUUUAGAUAAUUUUGAGCCUGAUAAUAAUGAUUCUGGCAACGAGAUAGAUUCUCUUGAUUAUUGGCCAGACACAGAUGACUCAAAUAAAGUUGGUAAUGAAAAGAAACUGGAUAAGAAAUCUCCUGGGAGCAUUACUUAUAGUGAGAAUAAUGAUAAUAAAAAUGAUAGCGAUGACGAUGACGAUGACGAUAACGAUGAUGAUUCGGUACAGUGGGAGGAUCUAAGCUUGGAUAAGAAAACGUCUUCAUUCCCCAUUGAGAUGAAUAAAUCCGGAUUGCCUACCAUUUCUCUAAGAGAAAAUAAGCCUCAACACCAUGAGGCUGUAACAGCAUUUAUGGACCCGUCAAUUCAUUCCGAUAAUACUCUUUUUGUCGAGCAAUCAAAAAAUAAAGAACGGAAUACGCCAGAUCCUAUAAUGGAUAAGAUUAAGUCCCUUUACGAGUAUGCGGAAAGAAAUAAUAAAAAUAAUGCCACCAUGACUGUACCACCCAUAAUACAGCAAGAUACUGAAAGUUUUCCGACAGAUGAGGAUGAAUUGCACAGUAUGGAAGAAGAUGAACUCAGACAAGCAAUUGAGCUUUCGAAGAAGGAUUAUCGUAGCAUGCAGCAGAAAUCAAAUGAUAAAGCUGAUUCAAAUAUCGUUACAGCACGAGAUACUGACCAGCCACCUAUCAUUCUUACUAAAGAAGCACUUAGUAAGACUUUGAAACUUCCAACUUUUAACACAGGUGGCUCGUUGUUGCAGAAAGGAAAUGUACCUCAAAUUCAUAAAAAAAAGAAAACUCACGAUAACAUAACGGCAGAAAAGGUUAGCAGUGAUUCAAAUUCACCAAAAGGAUUUGCAGCAAAGAAUGCCGAGGUCUCUUCUAAACCGAAGAAUGACAGCAAAAUACCUGCCAAACUUCCGGACUGGUUUAAUAACACAGAGGUCAAUCAAACUCCUGAAGAAAGAUUUAAAUCAGAUAUCGGUGUUAACAAUGCACUAAAUGAGAAAACAGAAGACGAGAAAGCGGGAAUAGUAAAGUUUUCGGAAGUGGAAGACCUUUUAUCCGCCAAGGAUGAGGUGUCUGAUCCGCUUAUUUUAGAUGAUGCCAAUAAGCCGAAAGAAAAGGCUGAGGUGAUAUAUAUUCGGGAUUCUGAUGAGUAUGAUUCUCCAGCCACUCAAGAAAGUCCUAAAGAAUCUGCGGUCCAGGUUAGCGGUAACGCCCAAGUACAAAAGAGCAGAACUGCUGAACAAAUUCCAGAUGAUUUGGUGGCGAACCCUUUGUCUAGAUCAAAUGGUGCUAAGCAGGGGCUUGAAGAUAGCUAUGAGUUUUCUGAAGAAGAAGAAGAAAUUUUAAAUCAAAAUUUAAAGAAAGAAGAAGAGACAUAUGGUCAAUUUGUGGACACUAUUUCACAGAAUGUCGCUCCUAGACAAAAUAGCGGCUCUAAAUGGACUAUGGAUGAAGAAAUAAAGCUCCAAGAAAAGUUAAAGAAGCAGAAGCGUGAUUCAGAUGAAGUGUCAACAAGUAUGAUAUUAGAUGUUCAGGAUUUACUUUCGAGAUUUGGAAUUCCAUUUAUAACUGCACCUAUGGAGGCAGAAGCGCAAUGUGCAGAACUUUUCGGACUUAAAUUGGUUGAUGGUAUAGUUACAGAUGAUUCUGAUUGCUUUUUAUUUGGAGGAAGUAUAAUAUACAAAAACAUGUUCAAUGAAAAAAAUUUUGUUGAAUGUUACCAGUUGGAGGAUAUUGCUAUGGAUAUGGGGUUAACCAGAAAGCAGAUGAUAGAUCUGGCCCUAAUGCUUGGAAGUGAUUACACAUCGGGGUUGAAAGGUGUUGGUAAAGUCACCGCUGUCGAAAUAUUAUCCGAAUUUGGUGAUCUUGUGACCUUUCGCAACUGGUGGCUUGAAUAUCAAGGGGGUAAAAUUGAUAAAAGUAAUGAUAACAAGAUGAGGAGAAAGAUCAGAAAGCAAAUGAGUAAGGCUGAUUUGUUUUUAGGACGCGAUUUCCCUGAUCCUGCAGUGAUCAAUGCAUACUUACAUCCAGAAGUUGAUCAUGAUAAAACAAAGUUUCAAUGGGGUUAUCCGAAUUUGGACAAACUAAGAACAUUCUUGAUGUUCAAUGUGGGAUGGACACAAGAUAAGAUUGAUCAGAUUCUUAUUCCAAUAAUAAAGAGUAUGAACAAGCCACAGAAAAUUAUUGAAGAGUUCUUCCCAGCCGAACUGGUAAGAAAAAGAAGGAAAAUCAUGAUGGGAAAAAGACUCACUGAGGCCACUAAUAAAUUGAAGGCGUCGUAUGAUGAGCGUCAAGCUGAAAGUAAAGGGCAACAUUGA
Molecule: messenger RNA, 3417 nt
Organism: Brettanomyces bruxellensis
Lineage: Eukaryota; Fungi; Ascomycota; Pichiomycetes; Pichiales; Pichiaceae
Exons: 1
Coding region: 1-3417 (1138 amino acids)
Biological process (GO): nucleotide-excision repair
Cellular component (GO): nucleus
Molecular function (GO): DNA endonuclease activity; single-stranded DNA binding
Source: RefSeq, a predicted model, not a curated record